CAAAAAUUAAAACAAUGACAUGUAAGAUUUUGACAUUUUGUCCAUUAUAUAUUUAUAUGAUUAGAUCUCAAUGAUACAACUCAAAACCCCUCAAUUAUGGCAAAAAUGCUCCUGCUGUUCUGGUUACUUGUAGAUCUUCUCGUAUUCAUAAUCACAGUUGCACAAGAUGCGCAACCUGUAGGGGUGUGUUACGGAAGAGUCGGUGAUGAUUUGCCAUCGCAACAGGAUGUGGUGAACCUUUACAAGAUCAACAACAUAACCAGAAUGCGAAUUUAUGAUCCAGAUCGAGCUACUCUUCAAGCCCUAAAAGGAACCAAUAUCGAACUCAUCAUCGGCGUUCCUAAUGAUGCUCUGCAAUCCCUCAACCAACAAAGCGCAGCGAACACAUGGGUUAAGAACAACAUUCAAAAUUACUCCGACGUCAGGUUUAGAUACGUCGCCGUCGGCAACGAAGUCGAUCCAAACAACGCGAAUAGUCAAUACGUAAGUUACGUACUUCCGGCGAUGCGAAAUCUACACAACGCCAUUAAAGCCGCCGGCCUAGGGAACCAAAUCAAGGUGUCGACGGUAACGUACGCCGGUUUGUUAGGCGUCUCCUAUCCACCCAGCAACGGCGCGUUUAAUGACAAUGCACGAGAGUUUAUUGAGCCGAUAAUCAGAUUUCUAGCUGAAAACAACUCGCCAAUGCUUGUAAACAUCUACCCCUAUUUUGUAGACGCUAAUGGCAAUCUACUGUAUGCGUUGUUUUUGUCACCGGGAACAAUUGUGAGUGAUAAUGGCCGGAACUACUCUAACCUCUUUGACGCCAUUUUAGAUGCUCAUUACGCAGCUCAAGCAUCUCUUGGUGGAGAAAAUGUGGAGAUUGUUGUGUCGGAGAGUGGGUGGCCAUCGGCAGGAGGUGAUGCGUGGACAUUUCAGACCGCAGAAACUUAUUAUAAGAAUUUGAUUGCACAUGUCACAGGGAUAACAGGGACACCGGCGAAGCCUGGAAGAUCAAUAGAGACGUAUUUGUAUUCAAUGUUUGAUGAAGGAAUGAAACCUGGAGCAGAAUCGGAGAGACAUUUUGGGAUAUUCUAUCCAGAUAGACGACCCAAAUAUCAAUUAAGCUUCAACCUCAUCAAAUCAAGAAAUGGAAAGAUAAGUGAAAGAUAUGGACUUCUCGCUGCCUUCUCUAUACAAGGGUUUUGA
Molecule: messenger RNA, 1188 nt
Organism: Lactuca saligna
Lineage: Eukaryota; Viridiplantae; Streptophyta; Magnoliopsida; Asterales; Asteraceae
Source: the annotation of a GenBank genome assembly